This is a messenger RNA of Nymphaea colorata (pocket water lily), 2947 nucleotides long. Its product is annotated as transcription factor IIIB 60 kDa subunit-like. Gene Ontology annotation, molecular function: RNA polymerase III general transcription initiation factor activity; RNA polymerase III type 3 promoter sequence-specific DNA binding; TBP-class protein binding. The transcript has 18 exons. Gene Ontology annotation, cellular component: transcription factor TFIIIB complex; transcription preinitiation complex; nucleus. Gene Ontology annotation, biological process: transcription preinitiation complex assembly; transcription by RNA polymerase III; DNA-templated transcription initiation. Bases 267 to 2330 code for a protein of 687 amino acids. The record is from RefSeq and is a predicted model, not a curated record. NCBI's taxonomy places the organism in Eukaryota, Viridiplantae, Streptophyta, Magnoliopsida, Nymphaeales, Nymphaeaceae.
UCCCGUCACAGUGAUCCCUCCCGUCACAAAGUUAUCGCUCGUGUUCCUCACUGGCUGGUGCCUUCAGUUCCUUUCGUUCCCUCUCAAAAAAGGGAGGGAAAAACCGUUCCAAUUCUAGGGUUUCCUAGUGCCCACCGUCCGCGAGCCUCCUUCUUCGUUGAUUGGAGGGUUGCUGAUGGUAAUCUUCUCAUACAUGUUGUUGGAUUCUUGAUCGCUUCGUCGUUUCCGGUUUGGGGCGACUGGGGGAAGGUUGAGUUGGCGGAGAGAUGUGGUGUAAGCACUGCGGGAGAGACCAGCCUGGGUAUACUGAUGAGAUCAAUGGCUACACAUGUUGUACUGGAUGUGGAAAGGUUAUUGAUCAAGAUUUGUUCUCCUCAGAAGUAACCUUUCUGAAAACAAGUUCUGGACAAAGCAGAGUAGCAGGAAGUUUUGUGAAGAGUGUUAGAGAUUCUGGAAGUUCUGAGUCACAUGAAAGGACUCUUGCAAAAGGUAGAAAUGAAAUUAGCGAUAUUGUUUCUGGCCUUGAAAUGAGUGGUGGAGAUUCCCUUAUUGACCAAGCACAUCGGUUAUACACAAUUGCUGUUGAGCGUAAUUUCACCAGAGGCCGCAGAACUAAUCAAGUUGCAGCAUCAUGCAUUUACAUCAUUUGUCGGCUUGAGAAAAAACCUUACCUCCUUAUUGACUUUUCAGAGUUCUUGCAGAUAAAUGUUUAUGUGCUAGGUGCUGUAUUUUUGCAGCUUUGCCAGCUAUUAAGACUUGUCCAGCACCCAAUUGUUCAGAAGCCUGUUGAUCCAAGUCUUUUUAUGCCUCGAUAUGCAUCCAUGCUAGUUACCAGCAAGGAAAUGGAAAGGAAAGACAUGCACACAUUAUGCCGUGAAAUUUCAGUCACAGCUGUGCGCAUUAUAGCAAGUAUGAAACGAGAUUGGAUACAGACUGGGAGAAAACCUAAUGGGUUAUGUGGUGCCGCAUUGUACAUAUCUGCACUUUCAUGUGGUAUCAGCUGUUCUAAAUCUGAUGUUGUUAAUAUUGUUCAUGUUUGUGAUGCUACUUUGACAAAACGGCUGAUUGAGUUUGAAAACACGGAGUCUGGGAGCUUGACAAUUGACACUUUCAUUGAAAAAGCCAAGGAGUUUGAGGCUGAUGUUUCUAGAGUGACUGCAAAUGUUGGCCUUGGAACCCAAGGAAGCUCAGAGGUUCUCUGUGAACAUAAAGAUAGAGGCGCCACUAAUUUCCUUCAUGGGCUAUGCAGAAAGUGUUACGAUGAUUUCGUUGAAAUCUCUGGUGGGAUUCAGGGAGGAUCUGAUCCUCCUGCUUUCCAGCGUGCUGAAAGAGAAAGAACACUGAAGGCAUCAAUAGAUGAAAAUAAUGAGGGCCAGAGUAGUCAAACAGUUGGUGACAAGCCAAAUAUGCCCCACAAAGAUGGAAAAGGAUCAUGCUCUCAAGCUGGAUCAGAGUUUUCUGCAAGUGAAAGAAUGGCCUCAAGCAAUUCUGAAAGUGCUGAUCAUGUACAUGUAACUGAAGAUCCGACUUCCAGCAAGAAGAAUUUAGAUGGUGGAGAGGACGGUGGAGAUAAAGAAAAUUUAAUGAACAAAAGAAGCCCAGAAAACGUGGCUGUUGAUGGGAAUUCUCCUGUUAAGGAACGUCAACAUGAGGAUGUUGGAAAUCUGGAGGAUGAUGAAGCCGAAACACUUUCAGAUAUAGAUGAUGCAGAAGUUGAUGGUUACCUUCAUGAUGAAGAAGAAACACGCCUGAAGACUAUCAUUUGGACUGAAAUGAACAAGGAAUAUCUUGAGGAGCAAGCAGCUAAAGCAGCGGCUAUUGCAGCUGCUCAAGCAGCUUAUGAGGCCAAUCUCUCAAAUUGCGCAGACAUGCCUGGGGCAUUUGAAGUGGCAGCAAUGGCAGCUGCAGCAGUUGCGAAGUUUAAAAAGGAAAGACAACAAAAGCGUGCUGAAGAGGCCAAAAAUAACACCCCUGCUCAAACUGCUGCGGAGGCCACUCGUAGAAUGUUAACGAAGAAGAGGCUCAGUUCAAGGAUUAACUAUGAUGUACUAGAAAAACUUUUUGAUGACACGGAUAAGGAGCAGUUGCAUAAAAAUAUGGACACCACAGCCAAGGGAGAUGUGAAAAAACAAAAGAUUGAAUCAGCAGAAAUUGAUGGUUUCUCUCAACCAUUGGAUGAUGUGGAUGAUCAAGCGUUCAAGUCUGAUGUUUUUGAUGGUGAUGGAGCCGAUAUUGGGGGUGAAUAUGGAGAGUAUGAUACAUAUUCAUAUCAUGGAAAUCAAAGUUAUGGCUAUAGUUAUGACGAUCAGUAUGGAUAUGAUGAUUACUGAUUGUAGUUUAAACUGGGCUUCAGACCAAGAUGCAUGUUGUGGUAAGCUUACAAUCUCCUGUUGUGGUAAAUUAUGACCCCAAAUCCCCAGUAAGCCUGGAUGCAGCUCGCUGUAACCUUGAGCACAAUAUAGUGAACAGACAAUUGAGCUGUACUUGAAAUAAGGAGCAGGAUGGACGUCAUUUUGACAGGCAUAGCUCUAGAAAUGAUUAACAAUUUAUGUUGAUCUAAAUGGCAGUAUGCAGUUCCAGGAAGCCGAAGAGAGGCCACCAGUGCUCCUAUAUAUGUAUUAUUCUGUUUCUCCAUUCAUUUGCUACUCGGAGUUGGAGCCGCCUUAUUAAGAGGCCCUUAUGGGAUAGUAACCUGAGGAAGACCCAUUGGCACCUCUAUGGAAAGGUGUUCGUUGCCGACAUGUAACUAGUGCGUUUUGAUGCUAGUGGAUAUAACCACAUCCCACAGAGGGCAGGCGACAGUUCUUGUUCUUUUGGUGCUUUGUGGCACCAUCUAACUUUUAACCACAAUUCUUUGCCAUAAAUGUAAUUGUGAUAAACCAAGUUCAGUUGAAUCAUCAUUUCUUUUGCUCUAAUGAGAUGCUAAUAUAUUAUGCUGUUCUUUCAA